This is a messenger RNA of Pestalotiopsis fici W106-1, 1128 nucleotides long. RefSeq lists its product as uncharacterized. The record is from RefSeq and is a predicted model, not a curated record. The transcript has a single exon. Lineage: Eukaryota; Fungi; Ascomycota; Sordariomycetes; Amphisphaeriales; Sporocadaceae. Gene Ontology annotation, molecular function: iron ion binding; heme binding; monooxygenase activity. Bases 1 to 1128 code for a protein of 375 amino acids.
AUGCUCUCCUAUUGGACCAGAAAGACGUCGGUGACAUCAAGCGCUGACGACUUGCGCACGCUUUCCCUUCACGUACUCGCUCGGGCUGGGUUCGGAAAAUCCUUCAAAUUCGUGGGCCAUGAUGAGCAGCAGCCUUCAACAAGCCCAUCUAGCAGCUACAAAGAGUCUUUACAGACUGUCUUGGAAAACCUAGUUCUUAUACUAGGUUUAGGAACCAAAUUUCUGGCGAUUCCCUGGUUGCCCCGCAAACUUCGCCUGGUUCACGAGGCCUGCGUCUCAUUCCAGGCAUACAUGACCAACUUGUACGAGGAAGAGAAGCGUGCAUUUGCCGAGAACAAGGAUCGAGACCACAAUCUGAUGACAUCGCUGGUUCGUGCAUCCCAAGAUGAAGCCAAGACGUCGGGUGGCCUCACUGAGGGAGAGAUAUAUGGCAAUAUGUUUGCUUUCAACUUUGCGGGGCAUGACACGACGGCGCAUACUUUCACCUUUGCCCUGUAUUUCUUGGCUGCGCACCCGGAAGUCCAAGACUGGCUGUCGGAAGAGAUACGCGCUGUUGCUGGUGGCCGACAGCCUUCCGAAUGGGAUUACAGAGCAGAUUUCCCUCGUCUCAAACGGUGUCUCUCUAUAAUAUUUGAGACGAUUCGCCUGUAUACCGUUGUACCAUCCAUUAAAUGGACAGCUGACAAAUCUCAACCCAUCAGUAUCAACGAAAAGACAGUUAUCAUUCCACCUGAUAGCAUGAUUGCUCCAAGUUACGGCUCUGUACAGACAGACCCUAGAUUCUGGGGCUCUGACUCUCUUGAAUGGAAACCUUCACGUUGGAUCAAGCCAAGCGCUACGUCGAUGCCGGGCGACGAGGAUCUCAAUAUGCCCGUACGUGGUGCAUUCAUUGGUUGGUCCGAUGGCACUCGCGACUGUCCAGGAAAGAAAUUCUCCCAAGUAGAGUUCGUGGCAACCAUUGCGACACUAUUCUUGGAUUGGCGAGUAGAUCCGGUGACGGCCAAAGGCGAAAACAUCAAUGCCGCGCGAAACAGGGUCGAGCAACUUAUCAAAACAGAUUCUGGUCCUGUUUUGCUCUUGCAGAUGCUGCACCCCGAGCGUGCGCCUCUGGUUUGGAAAAAGCGAUAG